UGUAGGACACGACUACUGCCUUGCAGUUCAGCAAAGACAGAUUCCUCUACAGAGAUCUCAAAAAUGAGUAUGAUCAUGGAUGCCAUGCAUGGCUAUGGGGUGAGCACCACCCAGUAUUUGCAGACUAACUAUAAGGAUGCACAGGGGUGGUUCCUUUUUGUGUCCUUUGCUGCAGACCUCAGGAACACCUUUUUUGUCUUUUUCCCUAUCUGGUUCCACCUGAGAGAGUCUGUGGGCAUCAAAUUGAUUUGGGUGGCUGUGAUCGGGGACUGGCUAAACUUGGUCUUCAAAUGGAUCUUGUUUGGAGAACGUCCCUAUUGGUGGGUUCACGAGACAUCAUAUUAUGCCAACUCCUCUGUGCCGCACAUUGAGCAGUAUCCCAUGACGUGUGAAACCGGCCCUGGCAGCCCAUCAGGUCAUGCAAUGGGAGCCGCUGGAGUUUACUAUGCCAUGGUCACCUCAAUCCUUGCCAUUACGCUAAGCAAAAAGAAAAGAUCAACAACCAAGGCCUGGUACCUGCGUGGUAUUCUCUGGACACUGUUUUGGGGAGUCCAGGUGUGUGUCUGUCUCUCUAGGGUCUUCAUUGCAGCUCACUUUCCACACCAGGUCAUCGCAGGAGUCAUUUCAGGCAUGAUCGUAGCGGAGGCCUUCAACAGACAACAGUGGAUCUACAGUGCCAGCCUGAAGAAGUACUUCAACAUCACUCUGUUCCUGCUGUCCUUUGCCGUGGGCUUCUACGUGCUACUGAAGGCCGUAGGCGUCGAUCUGCUCUGGACCCUGGAGAAGGCUCAGAAAUGGUGCGCGAAUCCCGCAUGGGUCCAUAUGGACACCACACCCUUCGCCAGCCUCCUGCGAAACAUGGGUACACUGUUUGGUUUGGGAUUGGCUCUCCACUCACCCCUGUAUACAGAGAGCAAAAAGAGCAGUAGCACCCCCUUCAGGAUCAGCUGCAUCGUCUCCACUCUGCUUCUGCUGCACCUGUUUGACUCUAUUAAACCCCCUACGCACACAGCUGCCCUUUUCUAUCUGUUGUCCUUCUGCAAAAGUGCGACGGUUCCCCUGGCAACGGUCAGCAUUAUCCCAUACUGCGUGUCUGGAGCUCUGAGUUUGCAGAACAAGAAACAAGUCUGAGCUGCCACAGAAGUGCGGGAGAUGAAUGGGAAAAGGCUGGACACGGCUAACCUUCAAAAUCUUUGAACUUUGCUUCUUUUUUUCAUAGCAUACUGUUUCCCUAUAGACCAAAAAGAUACCUUUAAAUAUUGCUAUGACCUGCACAUGCAAUGAAUCCAGGUACCAGUGACUUCAUUUCAUGUGUGAGAGAAGAAGCGUACUUAGAGCACUGUGAAACUAUAGCGCUUAUUACUCAGGACCAAGGACUAGUGCUAGAUCAAAUAAUCUAAUAAUUUAUAUUUUCAGCUGUAGCCUGAGCGACGCUGGAAAAGGCUUGGAAAUUGAGCCAAGCUGAAGAGAAAACUUCUAUCUGAAGUAAAACAUUUGUUUAGUGAACUGUUGUAGAAGUAUUUCACCAGAGUGAACACAGACAACAAGUGUUUAACUAAAAUACAAAACGACAAAAAAAACAACAAAAAAACAAACAAAAAAAGCAAAACAAAAACAACAACUGUGAAGCAACAAGAUUUUAUUUUAUUGUACCGUUAACUGUUUUAUGAGUGUGUUUACUGUAAAAUUUUAUUUUUUGGAAAUUCCUUCAGAACAUUUGUAAUAAAACUUACAAAACAAA
This is a messenger RNA of Chanos chanos (milkfish), 1741 nucleotides long. It is a transcript of the gene g6pc1a.2, whose product is annotated as glucose-6-phosphatase catalytic subunit 1a, tandem duplicate 2. The transcript has 5 exons. Gene Ontology annotation, biological process: gluconeogenesis; glucose 6-phosphate metabolic process. Gene Ontology annotation, molecular function: glucose-6-phosphatase activity. The record is from RefSeq and is a predicted model, not a curated record. Bases 64 to 1131 code for a protein of 355 amino acids. NCBI's taxonomy places the organism in Eukaryota, Metazoa, Chordata, Actinopteri, Gonorynchiformes, Chanidae. Gene Ontology annotation, cellular component: membrane.